Molecule: messenger RNA, 270 nt
Organism: Frankliniella occidentalis (western flower thrips)
Lineage: Eukaryota; Metazoa; Arthropoda; Insecta; Thysanoptera; Thripidae
Product: cytochrome P450 4c3-like
Exons: 2
Molecular function (GO): oxidoreductase activity, acting on paired donors, with incorporation or reduction of molecular oxygen; iron ion binding; heme binding
Source: RefSeq, a predicted model, not a curated record
ACCAGCACGGGCGCGAAGUGGCACGCGCGCCGGCGCCUGCUGACGCCCACCUUCCACUUCCGGAUACUGGACCAGUUCCUUCCGGUGUUCAACCGGAACGCGACCGUGCUGGUGAAGAAGCUGGCAGCAGAGGGUGGCCGCAAGGCCUUCGAUGUGGGCCACUACGUGCACCUCUGCACACUGGACACCAUUUGCGAGUCUGCAAUGGGCACGACCGUCAACGCGCAGGAGGACUCCAACUCGGAGUACGUGCAGGCGGUGAAAACGUGA